GCGACCAGGAAGGAAGCACAUAACGGAGAGAGGUGCAAAGGUCACCAUUUUCCUCCCACGGAGGUUUUCGCCGGCCGGCCCGCUUUGCAGAUUUCCGUUUGAGAAGUUUAAUCUGAACAGUGCUUCGAUUUGCUGACGAGAAGGAUGGCUGAUCCUUGGCAAGAAUGCAUGGAUUAUGCAGUUAUUUUAGCAAGAAAAGCUGGAGAGGUGGUCCGGGAAGCACUAACAAAGGACAUAGCUAUCAUGAUUAAAAGCUCUCCAGCAGAUCUAGUGACUGUCACUGAUCAAAAAGUAGAAAAUAUGCUUAUUUCUUCUAUAAAGGAAAAAUACCCAUCUCACAGUUUUAUUGGAGAAGAAUCUGUUGCUGCUGGUGCAAAAAGUACCUUGACAGAUAAUCCCACUUGGAUUAUUGACCCUAUUGAUGGAACUACUAACUUUGUUCACAGGUUUCCCUUUGUGGCUGUUUCAAUUGGCUUUGUUGUAAAGAAACAGAUGGAAUUUGGAGUUGUAUACAGCUGUGUAGAAGACAAAAUGUACACUGGCAGGAAAGGAAAAGGAGCAUUUUGCAAUGGACAAAAGCUCCAAGUAUCAAAGCAACAAGAUAUUACAAAAGCACUCUUAGUGACAGAGUUGGGUUCCAACCGUGAUCCAGAGGUUAUAAAAACUGUUCUUUCUAACAUGCAAAGACUACUGAACAUUCCUAUUCAUGGGAUUAGAGCAGUUGGGACUGCAGCCGUAAACAUGUGCUUGGUGGCAACCGGAGGAGCAGAUGCCUACUACGAGAUGGGCAUUCAUUGCUGGGAUAUGGCAGGGGCUGGGAUUAUCAUUAUGGAAGCGGGCGGAGUGCUGCUAGAUGUCUCAGGGGCACCAUUUGAUUUGAUGUCAAGAAGAAUAAUUGCAGCAAAUAGCCAAGUACUAGCAGAGCGGAUAGCAAAAGAGAUUCAGAUCAUUCCCUACCAAAGGGAUGAUGAAACAAAUUAAAUGUUAUAAUUGCACCAUCUCUGUUAUGGACAAUUCCUAUCAGCUGGUCUGUAUAUUUAAAAAGAGCUUUUAAUGUGAAAUGCACCCUUUGUGCUAGGGCACGUGAUAUAGAUAUGUUGCUGAAUUCUGACAUUUCAAAGCUUGAUGCUUCAGUCCCUCCCAAAGUUCCUAGAAAUGUGUUCUGUCUUCUGCUAACAGCACACAAGUAUUUUUUAAAAUAAUGUUUCAUUACCUUGUUUAUGUCUCUUACAGGAAGACAUAUGGGGUGUGGUGGUGGGAUUUUUGCUUCAAACAUCUUGGGCCCAGAGACUCAUUCUGUAAUCUGAGGACCAAACUAGAUGUUACCUUUGCAAAUAAGUGGCCUCAAACUCAUGUUUGUCAAUACAGCCAGCAGGUGGAGCAGAUGCAUAACUCCUGAACAGCCAGUUUCUCCUGCACAAUUUUUUUGGACUCUCUCUUCAGCCAAACACAUUUUCUGAUACAAAGCUGGAUGCGAGCAGAAUUUGCUGGGGAGAAUCAGCAAGCACAUAUCUGCCUGCCAAGUCUUCCCUGCAAAGUUAGCCUUAUGAUGGAAAAAAAACUGCCCUGUUGUUUCCCUUGUAGUGUCCAGUUUGGCCACAAAACUUCUGCAUUUGCCAACUUCUGUAUUUUUCGCCUCGUGAUGUAUUUCAUAUCAACCUUAUUGUUGAUACUGGCAUGAUCAGUAUCAUCUUUGAUAUGCUGAGCACAGGAUGUCAGAGUUGAAGUCAGGAUCCAGUUAACCAUUUUGAAAACACCGUGUGUGAAAUGGUGGCGCAAAAGCAUGUGCUUAAAUCUCGUCAGCUGAAAUCUAUGGUACUUAAAAAAUGUUUAGCUUUGGCUUUAUUAUUCCGCAGCUUUUCACAGAAUUGUGGUUUUUCCUUUCUCCUUCACAAUAACUGUUAAAAGGUGUUUUAAAAGGGGGAAUUAUUACAUAGAUUCCAAAAACAAAAAUAAAAUAAGACAGGCAUGCCCUCUUUCGAAUACCUAAUUAUUAAACCAGUGUAAAAAUAUUUGGCCAAAAAUCAUGGAACAGUUAUUGUCAAUAUGAGAGUAAACAUUUGGCUGAGUUUUACACUGAACAUUCUUCACAGGAAACUUUUUAUAGCCUUAUUUUGAGAAGUUUAUUUCCAGUUCCAGAUAUUUAUUUCUUGGUUUAUUUUGGAAGUCAGUGUUCGGUCAGCUGAAGUGGAGUAAGUAAGUAAACAAUAGCUCCUUCAGAGGCAGCAGAAAGUCUUGUGAUGCAUGAAACUUAUGAAUCAAUAGGGCAUAAGCUUGUGUAGGUCAUUUGCAGAAAGUAGGCUAUGGCCCAGAAAAGCUUCUCCUCUAAUGUAUUUGUUGGUCUUUAAGAUGACAUAAUACUUUUUGUUACAUUUUCUGAUUAACACUCAUUCAGGGAUUUAUCCGUUAAGCUGCAUGUGUCAGUCUUACGUACUAUAAAAUAUCUGACGUUUGCCAUCUGUUAGAAAGAAAAGUUAGAAACUGUAAAGAAGCAUUGGGAGGUGUAAGGAAGGUAGCCUUGUGGUGUCUAGAAAUAGUGACUUGAAUCAUAAAUUAAAGCUUGUACCUGCAACAGCUGGAA
Molecule: messenger RNA, 2581 nt
Organism: Lacerta agilis (Sand lizard)
Lineage: Eukaryota; Metazoa; Chordata; Lepidosauria; Squamata; Lacertidae
Gene: IMPA1
Product: inositol monophosphatase 1
Exons: 9
Coding region: 145-981 (278 amino acids)
Biological process (GO): inositol metabolic process; phosphatidylinositol phosphate biosynthetic process; signal transduction
Molecular function (GO): inositol monophosphate 1-phosphatase activity
Source: RefSeq, a predicted model, not a curated record